Acanthosepion pharaonis is the source of this 1101-nucleotide messenger RNA. Lineage: Eukaryota; Metazoa; Mollusca; Cephalopoda; Sepiida; Sepiidae. The record is from the annotation of a GenBank genome assembly.
AUGUUCUUGGAAGGCACAGUUCUUACAUUUGCUACCAUUAUUCUUGGAGGAGUGCUUAUCAUCAUGGGGGUGUUGUCGAUUGCGUUCAGCCUCUCGGUCGCUGUUGGUCUCUUUCUCUUUCACAAAGGCCUUGACUUCUACCGCCGUUUCCACAACCAGUUUCUGGCUGUUGUCGGUCGUGAAGUUGACAAUUUGCGUCGACAGGCAGCCGCAGCCAACGUCAAUGCCAAUGCACGGCCUCAACCGAAUCAGACUACUCCUUCCUCUCCUCCAUAUACUCCUUCAUCACCACCGUCCACACGUUCAACCCCCUCCCCAAAUACAAACUCUCCUUCCUCAAUAGGGCACACUGCAACUUCACCAAUCUCCCUACAGUCCCCACCAGCUCCCCCAGUCUCUGCCUCGGCACCUUCUCCACCAUCUCCUUCUGAACCUGUUGGAGUUCCUGCUGCUACUAGUACUCACCUCCCUAGCACCCAGGUCAUGGCUCAGGUUGCCCCAAUUGUACAGUCAACAACUGGUGCGGUUCAGGUAACCUCUGUUGACACCACCCAACAGACAGACUCUCUUGUACCUCCAGUUUGUGAUGCCCAGACAUCACCUGUGUCCAGUGGUCAAAGUCCAGAGGAAGUAAGCACAGACACUUCUGUUUUAUUGGCUGGUGCCAUUCCAGCACGUACUAUUUCUGAUGGUACCCACCUGAGGCAGCGGGUGUCACCCACAUCCAAUGUGACCACUCCUGAAUCGGACGAUCGGACUCUACGUGCUGCUACAGCACCACCAACCCUGACAUCUGUGUCUGCAAUGUCAUCUCAAGAUUCGUCAUCUGUAGAAGCAUGUGCCCACAGCAGCACGUCGAGGGAUUCAUCAGACGUGUUGAACUGGGAAAGUUCGUCAUCUUCAACACUGAAGAUAUUUUUUUAUCACACUUCCCAUGGGACCAUCAAAAAUAUCAAGGUUGUCAUGAAAAUAUUGCUGCCUCCUGACAUUUUGGGACAACUCCAUUUUUGCUGGUCCAAGGGACCCAGAUGUUCUGGGCUGACUUGUUCUGUGCUUAUCAUAAAGGGACACAGGUUUGAAGCCCCUCUCAAAAAACGGUGA